Lizanozyma spartinae is the source of this 1080-nucleotide messenger RNA. RefSeq lists its product as uncharacterized. The record is from RefSeq and is a predicted model, not a curated record. The transcript has a single exon. Bases 1 to 1080 code for a protein of 359 amino acids. Gene Ontology annotation, biological process: vacuolar transport; metal ion transport; ubiquitin-dependent protein catabolic process. Gene Ontology annotation, cellular component: Golgi apparatus; endoplasmic reticulum; perinuclear region of cytoplasm. NCBI's taxonomy places the organism in Eukaryota, Fungi, Ascomycota, Pichiomycetes, Serinales, Debaryomycetaceae.
AUGGUGAUACUGGAUGAAUAUUCUCGACACGAGUCGGAGGAACCCAGAACUUUACAUUUAAGCAACGACACUAUUAAUGACAACAGCAAUAAUGAAAUGCAUGAAGAAUACAACCAUAGUAUAGAAGGCUUGCAUUUAGAUAGAGACCACCCGUUUAACUAUUCCGCUCAAGGAAGCUCUACAGACAUCAAUACGCGUUCCGAAGGAGCUGGACACGAAUCUGGUUCGUUUGAUCUUGAAAUGCAACAAAUGGCAUCCUUUGAAGUCAGACAAGAACGGGAACGAUUGGAGAAUGAAGCUAUUGGAGGAAGAUUAUCACGAUGGCUUCAACGUAUUAUACCCGUAAGACAAACUUAUGAACGGUUACACAACGGGAUUAAUACUGGACGGUUGGUUUCAAAUCAACCAGGACGAUUCAUAGGACAAGGAACUGAUGGAGUAUUUCGAAACUUGAUGGCGAAACCUGACACUGAUAGACAAGAACAAGAAGUUAGUCCUCCCCUGUAUGAAGAAGCUGCUGCUGAUGCUGCUCCUGAGUAUUGGGAAUCUACUAUUAUUUCACCCAUGUAUGAAGAUGAAGUAUUUGUCAAAGGGUUACCUGUUGGAAGUAUAGCCAAUUUCAUGUGGAAUAUCUUGGUUUCCAUAGCGUUUCAAUUUGUUGGGUUUAUACUUUGUUACUUAUUACAUACGUCACAUGCCUCCAAACAAGGUGCUAGAGGAGGCAUUGGGAUUACACUUGUGAUGUAUGGCUACAAUAUUGUACCUAAGAACUUUGGGCAUGUGGAUCAAGUCCCCCAUCGAUAUGUUCCUAAAGAUCCCAACUCAUAUGAUAUUGAUAAAUCUGUGAGUAUAAAGGGAGGACUUGAUUCUUAUAGUUCUGAUCAAUUUCAACAAUUCAAAAAAGUGGUUCCCAACGAUUCGUUCAACAGUGCACCCUAUUUGGCUUAUGGGACCAUAGCAUUGGGGUUGCUAAUCAUAAUAAAGCUGUUGGUUGAUUAUUAUAAGGUUAAGUUAUUAGAGCGGAAAAUGUUGGCGCCUCAAACAGAACAAAUCAAUCUGGUAACCGCGCUAGCUGAAUAG